Messenger RNA from Cercospora beticola, 2756 nucleotides. It is a transcript of the gene GUT2, whose product is annotated as glycerol-3-phosphate dehydrogenase. The record is from RefSeq and is a predicted model, not a curated record. Gene Ontology annotation, biological process: glycerol-3-phosphate metabolic process. Gene Ontology annotation, molecular function: glycerol-3-phosphate dehydrogenase (quinone) activity. Gene Ontology annotation, cellular component: mitochondrion; glycerol-3-phosphate dehydrogenase (FAD) complex. NCBI's taxonomy places the organism in Eukaryota, Fungi, Ascomycota, Dothideomycetes, Mycosphaerellales, Mycosphaerellaceae.
CUCAAGUCUUGCACGUGCGACCCUUGCAUGUGACAGCGGAGCUCGGCAGAAGGCAGCAUCGGCAAGGUGACGCAGAGCAGCGCAAUGGGGGAGAGAGGCUCGCGUAGACAGGAUCAGUGUACGAGCAAAAAGAACUUGUUCUGCUGUCGUUGGGGGACCACCGCGCGCGCCCCCAUUGCAUCACGCACCCAUUCUUCUCCGCCAACAAUGAAUUGACCGCAGCAAUCCCGAAGUGACACCCCAGAGAUCAUCGUCGCCCAAUUCAUCAUCACGCCGUAACGGUGGAGCUGACUGCGGUGGAGCGCUCGGAGGAGCCAGACCACUUCCCGAGUCGCAUAUACCACUCCUCUCGCUCUUUCUGCUCCCCUUUCUUUGAGGCAUAGAGGAUGGCAGCCCGGAGUCGAGGACGCACGUUGCUGCGCUAUGCUGGCGCAGCCGCCGGUGUUGGUGCCGUCGGCGCCGGCACGCUCUACUUCGUCUACCGACCUCGAGACGUGCCCGGCCUAGAAGCUGCGGCUGUACCACCACCGACAUAUGGCGAGGGAGGAGUCUUCCGCCCACCAAACUUCCCACGUGUGAAGAGCAGGAGCGAGCAGAUUGAUGAUCUGAAAGCCAGCGCGGGUGCUGCAUUCACCCAGGCCAAGAACAAGGUCAAGGAAGCUUUGGGGCAAGAGCUGCAGACAAACAGCGAAGGCGGCUCAGAGUAUGAUCUUCUGGUCGUCGGGGGCGGUGCUACUGGAACUGGUAUCGCGCUGGAUGCUGCCUCCCGAGGACUGAAGGUCGCGCUGGUCGAAAAGGAUGAUUUCGCUGCGGGGACAAGCAGUAAGAGUACCAAGCUUGUCCACGGAGGUGUGCGGUAUCUCGAAAAGGCUGUCUUCGAACUGGACUACAAUCAAUACAAACUGGUCAAGGAAGCUCUCCGCGAGCGAAGAUACUUCCUCGACACUGCUCCUCAUCUGUCGCAAUGGCUCCCGAUCAUGAUUCCCGUCAACAAGUGGUGGCAAGCACCGUACUUCUGGGCUGGAACCAAGUUCUACGAUUUCCUCGCUGGCUCCGAAAACAUUGAAACCUCGUACUUCUUGACCAAGAGUAAGGCGCUCGACGCUUUCCCCAUGCUUAAGAGGGAGAACCUCUGGGGUGCUCUGGUCUACUACGAUGGCGCACACAACGAUUCUCGCAUGAACAUCUCGCUGGCUAUGACUGCUGCCCUGUACGGAGCUACUCUUGUGAACCACAUGGAGGUCACUGGCCUCGAAAAGGAUGCCAAUGGCAAGCUUUGUGGCGCAAGAGUCAAGGAUCUCGUUCAGGACAAGGAUGGCAAGACUCCAGAGGAAUUCUCGAUCAAGGCAAAGGGCGUCAUCAACGCUACUGGUCCCUUCACCGAUUCUCUUCGCAAGAUGGACGACCAGCAAGUUCCUGAAAUCGUUGCUCCAAGCUCUGGUGUUCACGUCAUUCUGCCCGGAUACUACUCGCCUUCAAAUAUGGGUCUCAUCGAUCCUCGCACCUCUGACGGCCGUGUGAUCUUCUUCUUGCCAUGGCAAGGAAACACUAUUGCCGGUACCACCGAUGCGCCUUGCCCAAUCGAGCCCAACCCAGUUGCACAGGAGAAUGAGAUCGACUGGAUCUUGAAGGAAGUCCAGAACUACCUGCAGCCUGAGAUCAAUGUUCGCCGCGGUGAUGUUCUUGCCGCCUGGUCUGGUAUUCGUCCACUCGUCCGCGAUCCCAACAAGGCCAAGUCUGAGGGUCUUGUCCGCAACCAUCUGGUCACUACUUCUGAAUCUGGCUUGCUUACCAUCUCUGGUGGCAAAUGGACCACGUACCGUCAAAUGGCUGAGGAGGCUGUCGAUGAAGCCAUCACGCAAUUCGGCCUCAAGCCAAAGGGCGUUGCCAACCCGCCUCUGGUCUCUGGCGUGGAAGGCUUCCAUGAGAACCUCGAACUUGAUGGAGGUUGCAAAACGCACGCUCUUCGCUUGAUUGGUGCUCACGGCUUCUCCAAGACUCUCUUCAUCAACGUCAUUCAGCACUACGGCCUCGAGACUGAAGUCGCCAAGCACUUGUGCAUCGACUACGGUGACAGAGCCUGGACCGUCGCUGCCCUCUGCGCCCCUACCGAGAACCGCUUCCCUGUCCGAGGUACCCGCAUCUCUGAGCUAUACCCAUACGUCGAUGGCGAAAUUCGUUACGCCGUACGCCACGAGUACGCCCAAUCCGCCGUCGAUGUGCUCGCACGACGAACGAGAUUGGCUUUCCUCAACGCACAAGCUGCCGUCGAGGCUCUACCACAAGUCAUCGACAUUAUGGGCGAAGAGCUCAAGUGGAACAAGACAAGAAGAGAGCGAGAAUGGAAGGAUACUAUGUCAUUCUUGGUCUCUAUGGGUCUGCCAAAGUCUAAGCAGGUCUUGACAAGGAAGGAGGUUGAGGAAGGAAAGGUCGGAAAGUAUGAAGAUGAGGAGUAUCAUCUUUAUGCUAGACAUGACAAACCCAGCGAAAUUCUCGAUUCGGAUGUGCAAAUGAACUCGGGUAACAACCCGACAAUCGGAAAGGACUCUCCAGCGAACGCCUAAAUCAAAUGGCAGCUGAGAGGGAUUUCUAAGGAUGUGGAAAAAAAUGCAAUCAGAACCAGAUAGAAAGAUUUUCAUGAUGAACGUCGCGCGGAAAAAAGUCCUCGUGCGCAGUUGUUUGCAUUGCCUGAGGCGCGUUGCGGGACAUGUUUUGCGAUAUGUAUUUACAUUGUAUUAGAAGAGCGUCGAUAUGGC